Messenger RNA from Aspergillus luchuensis, 777 nucleotides. RefSeq lists its product as uncharacterized. The transcript has a single exon. NCBI's taxonomy places the organism in Eukaryota, Fungi, Ascomycota, Eurotiomycetes, Eurotiales, Aspergillaceae. The coding region runs from base 1 to 777 and encodes 258 amino acids. The record is from RefSeq and is a predicted model, not a curated record.
AUGGGCAGGGGUGCUGGUGGUUCUGAAGGACGGACGAGUUGGACGGCUAGGCCUGAGUUGGCGGAUUAUGUCUCUUUUUAUGGGUUUAUGUUGCUCUAUUUGCAUUUCUUGAAGGAGAGGGCAGUGCGGCAGGAGGGAAGGAAGGGGGAUGGGGGCAAGAUAGGGGUGGUUUUGGGUGGGUAUUCGUAUGGGUCGAUGAUUGCGUCGCAUUUGCCGAAGCUUCAUGAUAUUGUGGAUUUGGUGCGGUGUUCAUCGCCCGAAUCGCCGUUUCAUGAGAUUUACCAGAUCGCGGAGAAGUUGUCGCUUUGUUUGAGUUUGGGGGAGGAAAUGAAGCAGCCGACGUAUCGUCCAGCUACGGUGGAGGAGAUAAGAUCCGCGGCGGAUUGUAUUAAACGCACUGCUGCUGUUUCUUAUCUCCUUGUGUCUCCGCUGCUGCCGCCGGUUAAUCAGUUCUUGACGCUGUUUUCGAAGAUGUCGCUUGAUGCGAGUGCGCAGAUAUCAUCGGCAUCUAGGGAAUGGAAACAAGGACAGAUACCCUGUCCCAAGCCGGCAGAUCAGCUGUGUGCGCAUGAGACAUUGGCUAUCUUUGGCGACGAGGAUACAUUCACGUCGGCGAGUAAAUUAGAGAAGUGGUCAGCCGAACUGGCCCAUGUACCGGGGAGUAGGUUCCAGGCGGUGGAGAUCGAGGGAGCCGGUCAUUUCUGGAGAGAACAUGGUGUCGAAGCUCAGGCGAGACAAGCUAUCCGGGACUGGGUGUGUCAGAUGUCGACAUCUUGA